AUGGAGCAUUCGGGAAAGAGAAGCAGAGACGAGUUCGAGGCGGACCAGUUUGCCCAACAGCCUUACGACGAUGAGUCCAAGAGGCAGCACAUCGACCCUGCCCAGGAAUUGAUCAAUAAUGUUUGCAAGGACAUCAGAAGAUUGGGUGAGAACCCAAACAUUGUAAACCAAGUGGACGAUGUUUCUUACAUCUCGAAUCCCAUCGUGGCCGAGUUCGAGAAGAUUGACAAGUUGAGAAACUCGAUUCUCAGCACCAUCUAUGCCGUGGUCAUUGAACAGCCCCAAAAGAUUAAUGCUGUGAGCAACUUGAUUUUAAUCUGUAACGCAAAGAACUUUGUUGUGGCCAAGUAUGUCAUCGAGUACUUACAUGCCAAGGCCCAGAAGAUGUUGGACUCGAUCGGAGACGACAAAGAAGCCGAUACCCAAUCCAAGCUUCCAGAAGAAGAUGCUGGCGUGUUCAAUAACAUCAAGUCGAUUUUGAAGCUCUUCGCCACCUUAUCCCCCAUCAUUGAAAACCAUUCAGUCGUCAACUUGUUCAGACAAUUUUUGACUUUAGCCAUCGAUUUGCAGAACGAAACACCUGAAACCAGAAACGGGUUGGCCGAAGGAAUAUUCUACAACGUCUUGAUCUCCAUUCCAUACUUGUUCAGCAACAUCAGCCCAGCUUCAUCGGAGGAGUUGGUUUCAAAAGUGAAUGAAUUGGUGGAGUUGGCCAAGGAUUUCAAGAUCGUGGAGAUUUCUCAUGUAUUAUUGCAACCAUUUGAUUCAAAAUCCAAUAAUUAUGAGUUACCCUACGAACCAAAAAAAAUCAUCGACUUGAUUCUCCCAGUCAUAAUUGCCUUGCAGGGCGAAGAUAAAUCUUGGAAUCCCUUCCUAAAUGAAGAUUCUUCUUCAAAGUUGUUCCUCAACUUCAAUGAGUUGGUUCAGCCCAUAGUUGAUGAGGCGCUCAAGUUCAAUACUGUUUCUAACGAAGUGGUCAAGCAUCAAGUACCCCAGCUUUCUUUGCCAGAAAUCUCAAAAUUGAAGACCUACAUACCAACUGGUUCUAUUGACAAGUUGUGGUACUCAAAUCCUAGAGUUUUGUUUCAAGUCUAUAAUUCGACUGAAUACGAAACAGUCCCACAAAUUGACACUUACAUUGGAUUAUUCUUCAAAGAUUUAUCUUUUGAUAUUUUGACUAACUUAUCUUUCAACAAAACAGAAGCCUCUAUUCAAUUGUCAAUUUUAGAUUUAUAUUUCAACAAGAAUUUGUUUGCUCCCCCAGGAUCUUCAAUUGACCAGUUGAAGUCAAUUCAUGCAGACAAUGAAUCGGGUGUUAACCAACCUCCAUUAUCGACUUGGAAGGUUGAAGAUAUAGCAGUUGAGAGUAUUUUGACAAUGAUUUUCCAAUUGCCAAUAACUUUACAUCAUGAGAUUUAUUAUUAUACUGUUUUGAUCGCUUGUUGUCGUGAAAGUCCAGAAUCAAUAGCGCCCGUUUUUGGAAGAGCUAUUAGAUAUUUUUACAACAACUUGGAAACAUUGGACUAUGAGUUGAAAAUUAGGUUUUUGGAUUGGAUGACCACUCAAAUUUCGAAUUUCGAAUUUAGUUGGAAAUGGGAUGAAUGGGUCAAUGAUUCUAAAAAGUUCAAAAACUUGAAAUACCAUCCUAAGAGAAGUUUUAUUAAGAAUUUGAUUGCAAAGGAAAUUAGAUUGUCGAACAAGAACAGGAUCAAAGAUAGUUUUGUGACUUUGAACCCGGAAACAUCAGAAGUCGUCACCAUAGACGAGUUUCAUCAAUAUCUUAACAUCUCCUUGUUCGAGAAUGAAUCGAAGUACAUCAUUGAUUACGAUACUGAAUUGUAUGGUGACGAUUCUCAAGUAAAGGAAUUGCUUGCAAAAUUAUACUUCGAAAAGAAAAAUGCUUUGGCCGAGAAAUCAAUUGUGGGUGCACAAGAGGAAAUCUUCUUCAACUACUCUAAUCCUGAAUUACCAUUGCAUCAAAUCUCCAGUAAGGUGUACGACUUCGUGAGCGCUCACUGGAAGACAAAUAGCGAAUUCAGUGAUUUAUACAAAGAAAUCUUAACUGGCGUCCAGACUCUUCCCAACAUCAAUGCCGAAAGAUUUAUUAUCAACUUAUUCUUCCAAACUUAUGCCUACAUUGGCUCGAGAUCAAUUUAUUCCGUCGUGAGUGUGUUAUCGCGUGAUAUUAAUAAGUUGAAGUACUUGAGUGGCUCAGAAAUUACUUACGGAGACGAUGAAGCCAAAUUCGAAUCUUUGGAGUUGACUCCAGAACAAGUGGAAAAUAGACAAGUUUGGAUAAUCGAAGCUAUUUUCAGAAUCUGGUCCCACCAGCCUCAAGUUGUCUUCUUAGUAUUGGAAUAUUUAAUUGAGUUUGAAAUAUUGAAGCCAGAGUUCUUAAUUCCUAAGACCCUUUCCCUCUCCACCAAUCUUCUUAUUGAAAAUGUUUCGUGUAUGGAGUCUAUCAAUAGAAUUUUGAACAACUUCCACACUUCAAACCCAGAACAGUUUAAGAAAUUGUUCCUUAUUGUGGUUAACUCAAUUGUGAGAAAUUUGAACCUGAUUUCUCAAAGUUUGAACGUGCCAAACAAUGAAACCAUUACAAUUCAGAAAGAAUUUGAUGAAGAGGACUUGGAUUUACAAAAGAACAUAAAUAACCAAUGGUUAUACUACGAAUACAAGGGGUUGUUGAAGUCUUAUAUCAGAAAAUAUUUGAAGAGUGAUGCUGAUUACUUCGAAGGUGUCAAGGAAGAACUUCAAUCCAUUGAAAACGAACUGGUUCUGUUGGAUGUAUUGAGUUGGUUGAAUUAG
Messenger RNA from Suhomyces tanzawaensis NRRL Y-17324, 2808 nucleotides. RefSeq names its product Gcr3p (gene GCR3). Gene Ontology annotation, cellular component: nuclear cap binding complex; nucleus. The coding region runs from base 1 to 2808 and encodes 935 amino acids. The record is from RefSeq and is a predicted model, not a curated record. Gene Ontology annotation, biological process: mRNA export from nucleus; nuclear-transcribed mRNA catabolic process, nonsense-mediated decay. Gene Ontology annotation, molecular function: protein binding; mRNA binding; RNA cap binding. Lineage: Eukaryota; Fungi; Ascomycota; Pichiomycetes; Serinales; Debaryomycetaceae. The transcript has a single exon.